AUGGAAAAGCUGGGAAAGUCAACCUUUGAGCAGCGUUUAAGAUCAAAUCUACUACAGUACUUAUCUGUUACAAACACACGGACAAUGACUCCAGUGAGACAAAACAUUCUUCAAAUUUUGAUUUUCCUGUAUGGAAAAGAAACUGCAAACAAAAGCACAGGAUUUUCAUAUUCCGAAAAGAAAGAGGUUGCUGAUCAACAGAAGAAGUAUGUAUUAUAUGCAUACUUAUUCAUGGAGGCCCUGAAAUCCAGAACUGUGACGGCUACUGAUUUAAGUACUCUAAAUAGAAUGUGGACAAAUCAUUUGCUGUAUUUGGUCAAAGACGGAAAAGAAAAGGCUGCUCAGAAUUAUGUCAGAAUUCUGGAGGACAGCGAUGAAACUGUUUUCAAUAUUAAAAGAUUUCAACGCCAACUACAGAAGACCAGAGCUGUCUUGUCAAAGAACAAGGAUUGUAAAUCACAGGAAUUGGUUUCGUCUUUCUGCUUUAGAAAACCAAGCUUUGUUGAGCGGAUGUCGAUGAAUUUAAGGAAGUUGUUUGGUCAGCGUGACCCUGAUGACUUUUUUAUGCUAAAGUUUCAGGAUGUCAACUAAAACAGAGAUGCAAGCCUCUCAAGACAUUCUGAUAAAACGGAGACUUCAAAGUCUUGCGCUGUCAUUCUUGACCAUUUUCCGAGGAAAAAUCAUUAUUGUAAUCAUCAUCGUCUUCGAUCGUCAUCAUCAGUGCCAUCAUCGUUAUUCUCAUUAUCAUCAUUGUAUUAUCAAUAUCAUUAUCAUUUUUUUUUAUUAUUCAUUCAUGCAUUUAUUGUUGUAAAUAUUUCAUACAUACAUUCCGGCUUCGUAAAUACCAUUCACCCUA
Saccostrea echinata is the source of this 856-nucleotide messenger RNA. RefSeq lists its product as uncharacterized. The record is from RefSeq and is a predicted model, not a curated record. Lineage: Eukaryota; Metazoa; Mollusca; Bivalvia; Ostreida; Ostreidae. Bases 1 to 591 code for a protein of 196 amino acids. The transcript has 5 exons.